Molecule: messenger RNA, 6277 nt
Organism: Daucus carota subsp. sativus
Lineage: Eukaryota; Viridiplantae; Streptophyta; Magnoliopsida; Apiales; Apiaceae
Product: callose synthase 10
Exons: 51
Coding region: 280-5994 (1904 amino acids)
Biological process (GO): (1->3)-beta-D-glucan biosynthetic process
Cellular component (GO): 1,3-beta-D-glucan synthase complex; plasma membrane
Molecular function (GO): 1,3-beta-D-glucan synthase activity
Source: RefSeq, a predicted model, not a curated record
ACAAAACCAAAACACACACAAAAUCAUCUCUCUCUCUCUCUCUCUCUCUCUCUCUCAAUUGCCAUCUGCAGAGUCUUCAUUUUCAGCUUCUUAUAAAACCUCUCUCUCUCUCUCUCUCUCUCUCUCUCUCUGUUUCUCUUUAAUAGUUAAAUUAAUAUAAAUUCAAUUGGACUGUUUGAAUUAUUUCGAAUUUCGAGAUCUGUUGCUUCAUUAUGCGAGCCAGGCCAAAUCUAGGGUUUUGAUUUAUCAACUCAUUGAUUUGGUUGGGGCUUUAAAGAGAUGUCUAGGGUUUAUGAUAACUGGGAGAGAUUAGUGCGAGCUACGCUACGGCAAGAGCAGCUCAGGCCUACUGGACAAGGUCAUGAGCGAGUUUCUAGCGGGAUUGCUGGUGCGGUCCCCGAUUCGCUUCAGAGAACUACUAAUAUUAAUGCGAUUCUGCAAGCCGCUGAUGAAAUUCAAGCUGAGGAUCCGAAUGUUGCUCGAAUUCUGUGUGAGCAAGCAUACUCCAUGGCACAAAAUUUGGACCCUAACAGUGAUGGCAGAGGUGUUCUACAAUUUAAGACCGGCCUGAUGUCUGUAAUAAAGCAAAAACUUGCUAAAAAAGAUGGGGCUCGAAUUGAUCGAAAUCGUGAUGCUGAGCGCUUAUGGGAUUUUUAUCAAAAAUAUAAGAGGCGGCACAGGGUGGAUGAUAUUCAGAGAGAGGAACAAAGAUACCGUGAAUCUGGCACUUUCAGUGCCAACCUGGGGAACUUGGGAUUAAGAUCUAAUGAAACAAAAAAGGCAUUUUCCACCUUGCGGGCCCUUGUGGAGGUUAUGGAGUCACUGAGCGAAGAUGCAGGUCCUGAUGGUGUGGGAGGACUUAUAACAGAAGAGUUAAGAAGACUGAAAAAGACAGAUGCAACUUUAUCAGCCGAGUUGACACCUUACAAUAUUGUUCCUCUGGAAGCAUCAUCCAUAACGAAUGCCAUCGGGUUUUUCCCAGAAGUUAAGGGUGCAAUAUCUGCCAUCAGAUAUACCAAUCAGUUUCCUCGGCUUCCAAAAGAUCUUAAGAUUACUGGACGACGAGAAUUAGACAUGUUCGAUCUCCUGGAAUAUGUGUUUGGUUUCCAGAAAGACAAUAUAAGGAAUCAACGUGAGAACGUUAUACUGAUAAUUGCCAAUGCACAAUCAAGAGUUGGCAUACCUGCAGAAUCUGAUCCUAAAAUAGACGAAAGAGCUAUUACAGAAGUUUUCUUAAAAGUCCUGGAUAACUACAUUAAAUGGUGUAGAUAUUUGCGGAUACGGCUUGUAUGGAAUAGUUUGGAAGCAAUCAACAGGGACAGAAAGCUUUUUCUUGUAUCCCUUUACUUUCUCAUAUGGGGGGAGGCUGCCAAUGUCCGUUUUCUGCCUGAGUGCAUUUGCUAUAUAUUUCACCAUAUGGCAAGGGAGCUAGAUGCAAUCUUAGAUCAUGGAGAAGCUAGUCCUGCUGCCAGCUGUAUUGGUGAAGACAAUUCAGUCUCUUAUCUUCAGCAAGUCAUAUCUCCAAUAUACAAAGUAAUAUCAAAGGAAGCUGAAAGAAACAAUAAUGGGAAAGCUGCACACUCAGAAUGGAGAAAUUAUGAUGAUUUCAACGAAUACUUCUGGUCACCUGAUUGCUUUCAGUUAAAUUGGCCUAUGAAGAAGGAUUCAGCUUUUCUUUUGGAACCGAAAAAGAGGAAAAGGACUGGGAAAAGCACAUUCGUCGAGCACCGAACCUUCUUACAUUUAUAUCGUAGUUUCCAUCGUCUAUGGAUAUUUUUGGCUGUGAUGUUCCAGGCAUUGACGAUUAUAGCUUUUAAUAAAGGAACAAUAAACCGUGAUACAUUUAUAACAUUGCUUAGCGUUGGUCCAACUUUUUCCAUCAUGAACUUUGCUGAGAGUUGUUUAGAUGUCGUCCUUAUGUUUGGGGCCUACAGUACUGCAAGAGCCUUUGCUAUUUCAAGGCUGGUUAUUAGGUUUUUCUGGGGUGCCUUGAGCUCUGUAUUUGUGACAUACAUUUAUGUGAAAGUUUUGGAUGAAAGAAGUAGGAGGGGCUCAGAUUCAUACUAUUUCCGAAUCUAUAUACUGGUAUUGGGGGUUUAUGCUGGUGUCCGUGUGGUAUUUGCAUUGCUGCUCAAACUUCCGGCAUGCCAUUCUCUGUCUGAGAUGUCUGAUCACCCAUUCUUUCAGUUUUUCAAGUGGAUUUAUCAGGAGCGAUAUUUUGUUGGUCGUGGUCUUUAUGAAAGGACUAGUGACUAUUUGAGGUAUGUGAUCUUUUGGAUGGUGAUCUUUGCCUGCAAGUUCACAUUUGCUUACUUUCUUCAGAUUAGACCGUUAGUCACACCUACAAAUAUUAUUGUGGACCUUCCUUCGUUGGAGUACUCAUGGCACGACUUCAUCUCAAAAAAUAAUAAUAAUGUGCUAACAAUUGUCUGCCUAUGGGCUCCUGUUGUUGCUAUUUAUCUCUUGGAUAUUUAUAUAUGGUACACGCUUUUAUCUGCAAUUGUUGGUGGUGUAAUUGGUGCACGGGCUCGGCUUGGCGAGAUUCGUUCAAUUGAAAUGGUUCAUAAACGCUUUGAGAGCUUUCCAGAAGCCUUUGUCAAGAACCUUGUGUCAUCAAAAACAAAGAGGAUGCCUUUCGGCAGACAAACAUCUCAGGCGUCUGAAGAUACCAACAAGACUAAUGCAGCUCUAUUCUCUCCAUUUUGGAAUGAGAUAAUCAAAAGUCUGCGCGAGGAAGAUUACAUAAGUAAUAGAGAGAUGGACUUGCUGUCUAUGCCUAGUAAUGCUGGCAGCUUAAGAUUAGUUCAGUGGCCAUUGUUUCUUCUUAGCAGCAAGAUCUUAUUGGCGAUUGAUUUAGCCUUGGACUGCAAGGAUACUCAAGAAGAUCUUUGGAAUAGAAUAUGCAGGGAUGAAUACAUGGCAUAUGCUGUACAAGAGUGCUACUACAGUAUCGAAAAAAUUUUGUAUUCUCUGGUUGAUGGAGAAGGGAGACUAUGGGUUGAGAGAAUCUUUCGCGAGGUCAACACAAGUAUAUCAGAGAAUUCUCUUGUGAUUACUUUACUAUUUAAAAAGCUUCCAGUGGUGCUGUCUAGAUUUACAGCGUUAACUGGGCUUCUGAUACGGAAUGAAACUCCAGAACUUGCCAAAGGGGCUGCCAAAGCUGUUUAUGAUGUAUAUGAGGUGGUUACACACGAAUUGUUAUCUCAUGAUUUGAGGGAACAGCUUGAUACCUGGAACAUAUUGCAGAGGGCAAGGAAUGAAGGCAGACUAUUUUCUCGGAUAGAAUGGCCCAAAGACCCUGAAAUUAAGGAGCUGGUGAAGAGGCUGCACUUACUUCUCACAGUAAAGGAUUCUGCGGCAAACAUUCCCAAAAAUCUUGAAGCAAGAAGAAGAUUAGAGUUCUUUACAAAUUCAUUAUUUAUGGACAUGCCUUCAGCAAAACCAGUUUCAGAGAUGAUGCCUUUUUGCGUCUUUACUCCGUACUAUAGUGAAACCGUUCUCUAUAGUUCCUCCGAGUUGCGGACUGAAAAUGAGGAUGGAAUCUCUACUCUUUUCUAUCUUCAAAAAAUUUUCCCAGAUGAAUGGGAGAACCUUCUGGAACGCAUUGGACGGGGUGAUACUGGAGACACAGAACUUCAGGAUAGCACUAGCGAUGCGUUGGAGCUUCGGUUUUGGGCAUCUUAUCGAGGCCAGACAUUAGCGAGAACAGUUCGUGGUAUGAUGUAUUAUAGACGGGCACUAAUGCUUCAGAGCUUUUUGGAAAGGAGAUCAUUUGGAGAGGGAGAGUAUUCUCAAAGCUCCUUCCCAACAACUGAAGGUUUUGAGCUGUCACGUGAAGCUCGUGCACAAGCCGAUUUGAAAUUUACUUAUGUUGUAUCUUGCCAAAUUUACGGGCAACAAAAGCAAAGGAAGGCUCCAGAGGCUGCUGAUAUUUCUCUUUUGCUUCAAAGGAACGAAGCACUGCGAGUUGCUUUUAUACAUGUGGAAGAGAGUGGGUCAACUGAUGGAAGUGUUCGGAAGGAAUUUUAUUCAAAGCUAGUUAAAGCUGAUGAGCAUGGAAAGGAUCAGGAAAUUUAUUCCAUUAAACUUCCAGGAGAUCCAAAACUUGGUGAGGGGAAGCCAGAAAACCAAAAUCAUGCCAUAGUUUUUACUCGUGGGGAAGCUGUUCAAACAAUUGACAUGAAUCAGGACAAUUACCUUGAAGAGGCUAUGAAAUUAAGAAAUCUUCUUGAAGAAUUUCGAGGGAAUCAUGGCAUUCGCCCUCCAACCAUUCUUGGUGUGAGAGAGCAUGUUUUUACAGGAAGUGUUUCCUCUUUGGCCUGGUUUAUGUCCAACCAAGAGACUAGUUUUGUGACAUUGGGACAGCGUGUUCUGGCCUAUCCUCUAAAAGUUCGUAUGCAUUAUGGUCAUCCUGAUGUUUUUGACCGUAUAUUUCAUAUCACUCGUGGCGGCAUAAGUAAGGCAUCCCGUGUCAUAAAUAUUAGCGAAGAUAUCUAUGCAGGAUUUAAUUCCACUUUGCGUCAGGGUAAUAUUACACACCAUGAAUACUUCCAGGUUGGAAAGGGAAGAGAUGUCGGCUUGAACCAAAUCGCGCUGUUCGAAGGAAAAGUUGCUGGUGGAAACGGGGAGCAAGUUCUUAGCAGGGAUGUAUAUAGGGUUGGACAGCUUUUCGACUUUUUCAGGAUGCUUUCUUUUUACUUCACGACAGUUGGUUUCUAUGUAUGCACCAUGCUGACAGUGCUUACUGUGUAUAUAUUCUUAUAUGGAAGGGUCUACCUGGCUUUCUCAGGGCUCGAUAGGGGUAUUUCACGACGAGCCAAAUUGUUGGGGAACACUGCAUUAGAUGCGGCUUUAAAUGCACAAUUCUUGGUCCAGAUUGGAGUUUUCACUGCUGUUCCCAUGAUAAUGGGUUUUAUUCUCGAGUUGGGUUUGUUGAAGGCUGUUUUCAGUUUUAUUACGAUGCAGCUUCAACUCUGCUCGGUCUUUUUCACAUUCUCCUUGGGUACUAGAACCCAUUAUUUCGGACGUACCAUUCUGCAUGGAGGUGCAAAAUACCGAGCAACUGGUAGAGGCUUUGUUGUCCGUCAUAUCAAGUUUGCUGAGAAUUACAGGCUAUACUCGAGAAGUCAUUUUAUUAAAGCGCUGGAAGUUGCUCUGCUCCUUACGGUUUACAUUGCAUAUGGUUACACUGAUGGAGGGGCUCUCUCCUUUGUUCUGCUAACAGUUAGCAGUUGGUUUCUUGUUAUCUCCUGGUUAUUCGCCCCUUACAUCUUCAACCCAUCUGGGUUUGAGUGGCAGAAGACUGUAGAAGAUUUUGAUGAUUGGAUUAAUUGGCUUCUAUAUAAAGGUGGAGUUGGAGUUAAGGGAGAUAAUAGCUGGGAAUCUUGGUGGGAUGAAGAGCAGGCACAUAUUCAAACUUUGAGGGGUCGUAUACUUGAGACAAUUUUAAGCUUGCGAUUUUUAAUUUUUCAAUAUGGGAUUGUGUACAAGCUCCAUCUUACUGGAAAGAAUACGUCUUUUGCAAUUUAUGGCUUUUCCUGGGUUGUACUGGUCGGGAUUGUCAUGGUAUCUAAGAUCUUCACAGUUAGCUCGAAAAAGUCCACAAAUUUUCAGCUUUUAUUUAGAUUUUUGCAAGGAGUUACAGCUAUAUCUCUGGUUCUAGCCCUUAGCCUAGUUGUUGCUUUUACCGAUCUGUCAGUUCCUGAUUUAUUUGCUAGCGUCCUGGCAUUUAUACCUACUGGAUGGGCCAUACUAUCUCUGGCAAUCACUUGGAAAAGACUAGUCUGGAGCUUGGGUUUGUGGGACUCUGUGCGUGAAUUUGCCAGAAUGUAUGAUGCGGGGAUGGGAUUGUUAAUCUUUACACCCAUAGCCGUGUUAUCUUGGUUUCCGUUUAUUUCUACGUUCCAGUCACGUCUGCUCUUUAAUCAAGCAUUUAGCCGUGGUCUCGAAAUUUCCAUCAUCCUUGCCGGGAACAAAGCAAAUGUUCAACCAUAAUUACUCAUUUUCCUUUGCUGGGAGUAGAGUAGUCUUCCCAGAGGGAGCCAACUUUUGUUGCAAUAUAUUAGUUUGAAUUACUGCUUCAGAUCUCUACUUGUAAUGAUGAACCUUUUUGAGAUAAAUGUCCACAUGUAUGUACAGAAUUUGUGUAAAUGAAUGGUAGAUAUAGCUGAAGUCAAUAUCUUGAAUAUUUUUAGUCCCCAUCUGUAGUCUUGUCGUUCCCCUGGUUCUCAGUAAUAACAAUUUUAUAUUAAAUGGGAAACAUGGUAUUCAUUUUAAA